AAAUGAUGUGAAAUGUUUUAAUUCGCAGUGUGCCACUUUGCAUUUUUACAGUCUAAAAGGCAGACAAAAUUAAUUAGCUUUUUUUCAAAAUUUGCUAUAUGUAUGUUCUUCACAAGAUCAUAAAGUAAACAGGAAAAGACCAUUUCAUUAUAAAUCACAAUUGUAUGUAUGGUAGCUAAUAAUCAGGUAAAUUCUCAUAGUUGUAACAGGUCUAAUCACCUUAUUAGCUUUCAUUAUCAUAAUGUCAUAACAUUGAAGCUGCUGUGUAGCUUUGGCAAAGGCGUAUAAUGUAGUAGAGCCUCUGUACUGGGCUCUAAUGUUAUGACUGAUUGUAGUAAACUUAAUGUCUUUCACCACAUGCGUGUGACAAAAGGGGAAGUUCCCUGAAUUUGAUAAGUUGAUGAUAAACCUUAACUUUUUCUUGGUAUCUAUGACUCAUCCCAACUUAUUAUGGCUUCAGCAAGAACUCAGUGGAUCAGGCAGUGAUAGCACACUGUUCAUUAAUGUUAGCUGAGCUGAUUUUGAGUGAAUGAAAGCAGUUUAAUCGGUUUCCCCCCAGACUUUUAGAUCAAUACAAUACUUCCUAAUCUAAAUGAAACUGUUCCGCAAAGUGACGUGGUGUCUGAUUGCUGAUACUCUAAAGUGGGUGUUUAUCACGGGACAAGGCAUAGGGACUUUUGCUGCGAGAGGGAGAGGCAGGAAGAGCGUGAUGUCAGAUGUGGAAGAGUACAGGAAACAGAGGGAGGAGGAGGAGGUGAGAGAGGGAGCCUUCCCUUUUCCUGGAAUAGACUUGGUUUCAUUCUGCCUGCCUUUUCUCUCUCAAAGUUUUCAGUAUCAGAGGAGAGGAUGAAGCAGCAUAACUGGACACUGAUUUCUCUCUGAAAGUGAUUGCUGAGGCCAUUCUGAAACAACCUGAAGAACCGUUCUCCUUUGGUGCAAACUAAUUGAAGCCUGUCAAACAUGUACAGUGGAUAUGGAGGGAGCCCCUCCAGAUCAUUGUCCACCAUGUCCCUGUCUGUGCGGCCGACGCGCCGGGUCCUUGCCAGGUCCAUCACUAGGAGUCAGUCCUUUGCCGGAGUCAACUCCCACGACAAGCUUUACAGGGGCCUCUCUGUGUUCCGCACCCCAUCGUGUGCAAGAAAGCCUCCCUCUAGAGGAAGCAGGAUGUUCACCCUCUCUGCCAAGUCACCUCCUCCAAAGGUUCCCCAGCCCGAGAGGCUGGAUGAGGUGUAUGAAGCUCUGAAAAGAGGACUCCAGUCUUAUCUGCAGGUCCAUCAGAUGGAGCUGGACAGUCUGAACCGCCAGAUGAAGGAAUCUAAGAGGAACUCACGCCUGGGAUUUCUUUAUGAACUGGACAAGCAAGUCAAGGUGAUUGAGAGGUUCAUGAGACGACUGGAGUUCCACCUCAGUAAGAUUGACGAGCUGUACGAAGCGUAUUGUAUGCAGCGAAGACUGCGGGAUGGAGCCAAUAAGAUGGUAAAGGCGUACACUGCUUCACCAGGUAGCCGAGAAGCCAGAGAGAGUCUGUCGGAGGCCAACAAGGGCUUCAAAGAAUACACAGAGAACAUGUGCAUGCUGGAGAGUGAGAUUGAAAACCAGCUCGGAGAGUUCCACGUCAGAAUGAAAGGUCUGGCUGGCUUUGCACGCCUCUGUGCUGGAGACCAGUAUGAGAUCUUUAUGAGAUACGGCCGACAGCGCUGGAAGUUGCGGGGUCGGAUUGAGAUCAACGGAAAGCAAGUGUGGGACAGUGAGGAAAUGGUCUUCCUUCCCCUUAUCACAGAGUUCCUUUCAAUAAAGGUGACUGAGCUGAAAAGUCUGGCCAAUCACGUGGUGGUGGGAAAUGUCUCAUGUGAGACCAAAGACCUGUUUGCUGCCCUGCCACAGACUGUGGCUGUGGACAUCAAUGACUUGGGAACCAUCAAACUGAGCCUGGAAGUUACAUGGAAUCCAUUCGACAAAGACGACCAGGCCUCCACAGCCAGCACAGUGACCAAGCCUCCUACAGUGAAUAAACGAUUCUCCACCUAUAGUCCUCCAGACACGCCAUCUCUUCGAGAACAGGCAUUCUAUAACAUGUUGAGGCGGCAGGAGGAGUUGGAGAACGGUACAGCGUGGUCGAACUCUUCUGAAUCCUCAGACGAUUCAUCAAGCCCUCAGCUGUCCCAGGGUCUUCGACAUGCCCAGAAGAAUCUGGUGCAGCCUGAGGUGCAGACCGCUGCUCCUGCCAUUGACAUCUCCUUCGCCCCCCGCCAAUCGUCCACCUCCACUCCCACCCGGCUGGCCAAUCAGAAAGAGGAGGAGGAGGAGGAGCAAGAUGAGGAACUCCAAUCAACUCCAAUGACAGUCACCACGGAGGCUGCUGGGACACAAGCUGUGCCCAAUGGCCAUACCCGUUUCUCUCGUUCCCUGAGUCAUAUCAGUGAGAGCAGUGUGGAUGCUGCCUUGAAUGAGAGGUCUGUCGGGGAAUCACUGGAGCCCAGUGUAGUUGUGGAUGUGGCCCUGAGGGCUGAGCCAUGCUCAGUCAUUCCCGAGCCACAAGUUGACCAACACGUUGUUGAUCUAGUCACUCUGUCAUCGUCCAGCUCUGACACCAUAGCCCCUAUAGCACAGGAGGACUCUGAUUCAGCUGUUAAAUGUGAAGAGCCUACAAAACAUCCCCAAUCUGAUUCCUGCACCAAUAGUGAGGAGGACUCUAACUGUGCCUCUGUUGAUAAUGAGGCCUCAGUGCAGCAUAGUAAUGCUCUAACCCCCAGAACUGGUGACCUAAAACAGACCCAGGACCCACAGGACCUUCCCAAGACUCACACUGUAUCUGUACAGGCUGUGAAGCCUGGGACUGAAGUAGAUUCUUGGCCAGGAGGUAGUGGAAAGAUGGAAGAUACUGUGGCAAAAGACAGCGGCCUGGACGAGGCCCUCAGCGCUCUUCUUUCUUCUCUGGAUGACUACAGGGGUCAGUUUCCAGAGCUGCAGGUGCUGGAGCAAGAGCUCCGCCUGCUGGAGGAGGCACUUACUGGCCGAAGUCGAAGUCGAGCCUCCAGUGUGAGCUUGACGGUCGAAACUGCUCUUGAAAGCUUCAGUUUCCUCAACACAUCAGAUUUGGAAGACGAGGAGGAAGAUUGCGAGAGGCCGAGUGUGACAGACAGCUCUCAGCUAGUAGCAGGUGAGAGUGUGGUAGUGGAUGAGAGUUGUGCACAGAAUUGUUGGGACACUCCCUCUGUUCCUCUCAGCACUGGCCACCAAGAUCUAGAUCAAACUCUGCUCAUCCAUCUACAGAACUGCUCCACCCAGCUACUGAGGCUGGGUACAUUUGGCCCGCUGCGCUGUGGGGAGAUGUACGCUCUGGAUCGGCUGCUCCGGGAGGCUCGGGUAAUGGAGCUCAUUCGUUUGGCUGUCCAGGAUACAGUGAGGAGUGACAACCAACCCGAGGAAGUUGUUCCACAGUUAGAGCAGUGCCAGGGGGCUGUGUUGCUAUGGAGGCGUUGUACGGCUGGCUGUGGUGUGCUCAGCACCUCCACAGAGGCCUUCCUGCAGACUCUGAACAACACUUACACAGGCAGAAUACCAGAAAGAGGAGCCAGCCUUUCAGACACAGUAUUUCUGCGUCUAGUGGAGAAGAUUUUGGAGAAAAAGCUGCCCAGACGAUGUGGAAGUGCAGCUAAAGAGAUUCUUACAGUUUUUCAGUUCUGGAGUUACCUAGAGGCUGAGGGUGUGAGUGAACUGGAGACACACGUCACCGAGCUGGCUGAAGAGGUCUGGCUGGUGCAGUGUCUGCAGUCUGGUGAUCAAGAUGUGCUGCUGAAAGCCCUCAAAAAGCCCCCAGAGUGCAGUCUGAAGCGCGAGGGCCUGCGCGCCGUCAGUUUACUGCUCAGGGACCCACGGGGGAAGGUGUGCAGCAGUGCCAGUUCUCUGUUACGCAGCCUUGCCGAACAGCCACGCCACAGAGAGAGGGCGCUUGUGAGUUGUCUGGAGCUGCUGGAGGAUGAAAGUGUUGAGACCCGCGUGUGUGGCUGCAAAGCACUUGCAUAUCUAAAGGCCAAAGAGAGCAUUGAGCAGCUGGUGUACCUGUGCCGCACAGACAAGGAGGAUGUAAGAGAGGCUGCCAAACAAGCUUUGCUGGUGCUGGGUGAGGAGGGGAAGAUGGCCCAUCGGCAUGUGGAACAGGAUGGAGUCUCUCGACUUUUUGCACCUGGCAGCAUGGCCAGCACUGCAUUUUAAGCACCGACAACCUGCAGAAACUAUAGACCAAUGUCUGAUGUGUAGUUGUAUUAAUGCCAAUGAAGGACUCAUGAUCAAACAUACAUCACACUGUUCAAAAAUUGACCCAAUCCCAUUGUUACAAAGUGACUGCAGACACUUCAAACAAUCAGUGGACACAAGAACAUGUGAAUGAAUCUGAUUGAUAAGCUAGAAAUUAAAUUCAGUUAAAUGAUACAGUGGAAAUGAGAUGAUGAACGGGCAAAGAAGAAAUAGGCUACAAUGAGUGUUUUGCUGCCUUAACACUCAGCCCAGUGGUUUUGCCUUGACAAUUCACAAAGGCUGGGCUCAGAUAAGUGCACGAGUUCAUACUGCAUGCAUGGACACAUUUUUAUUUGGCGUCAUGCUCACUGACAAGAGCAGGGGAAUGGAAAGUGUUACUACUUCAUGUGUUCGUGUGACAGGGGUGCACUUUUUUUAAAUGUGAUGAGCAUAUGCUGAAGCUUGGGUGUCUUCUUAACAUAGUGUGCUAGUGUUCAUGUUUGUCAGGUGUAAGUGGGACAGAGUUCAGGUGGUAAGAGUGAGUGUUUCCAGUGAAGAGUUUCAGCAUAACUGCCAUCAUUCCAUACGGUCACUAUAUAUAUACUUUACUGAUACAGUAAUCUGUGUACAUGUUUUAAUUGUGCGUGUGUGUUUUUUAAACAAACAUGUUUACGCUCAAAAGCAAAUGUAGGCCUGCUUUGAGUGCUAAUGACUCCUGAAACCUUAAUGGUGCACUUCCUGAGAUUUAAAAAGUCAAAGGCAUUGUAUCUGAGGGGAAUAUCUGCUGUAAAAAUAGAGGGGCUAUUUUAUACAUAUAUACAAAUAUUAUUACUAUUAGUAAAAUGGAAAUAAAAUUAUAUGGACUACGAUGGACUUGGCCUAGCCGUAGUAUAGUGCAUGUAUUAUUUAGCCCAGGCCCAUUGCAUACUGAACAAAAAUUCAGAGCGUUCCUCGAGUGCUGCUAGACACAGGUUCAGUGCUGGAAUCUCUUAAUUUACUAAGCUCUUCAACUGAGUUUAUAUUAAGACUUUGGAAGAAGAGAACGCCUCCUCAAUGUACAAGUGCCUCAAAUGACUGGGGAGUGAUUGUGUUAAGAGAAGUAGGCUUUUAUUUAAAGUGAAAAAUAACAGUUGAUGACAAACUGUAAUAUAGAUUUAAUUAUAUUUUUUUCCUUCAAAGAAUUACAGAUUGUGCAGUGUUGAGGUUUUUUUUUUUUAAAUAAAAGUUUACUGUUUGACAAUGAUCUUAUCAUGUGCAAAACAAGACUAUUAAAAUUGAAAAGGAAAAAAUCCUUUUGUGU
Ictalurus furcatus (blue catfish) is the source of this 5536-nucleotide messenger RNA. It is a transcript of the gene ripor1, whose product is annotated as RHO family interacting cell polarization regulator 1. The coding region runs from base 961 to 4215 and encodes 1084 amino acids. Lineage: Eukaryota; Metazoa; Chordata; Actinopteri; Siluriformes; Ictaluridae. The transcript is spliced from 22 exons. The record is from RefSeq and is a predicted model, not a curated record.